Messenger RNA from Triticum dicoccoides, 2399 nucleotides. RefSeq names its product pentatricopeptide repeat-containing protein At4g18840-like. The transcript has a single exon. Gene Ontology annotation, biological process: RNA modification. Bases 15 to 1559 code for a protein of 514 amino acids. The record is from RefSeq and is a predicted model, not a curated record. NCBI's taxonomy places the organism in Eukaryota, Viridiplantae, Streptophyta, Magnoliopsida, Poales, Poaceae. Gene Ontology annotation, molecular function: protein binding; RNA binding.
CCUUCCAUCGGACGAUGCAGACCACUCGAGGGGCAGAUCAACAUUGCCCCAUUCUCGCCGGUCCUACCUGUCAGUGCUCUCCCAUGGCGAACUCCCAGCCCUCCUCCUGGCUCGCCGCCGUGGCGACCAAUGCCGCCGCCAGGCCAGCCAUCCUCCACCGCGCCCACGCCGCCCUCAUCACCUCUGGCCACCUAUCCUCCUGCACCUCCGUUAACUCCCUCCUCCGCGCCGCUCGCAUCCCCGCUGCCUGCGCCCUUCUCCUCCGCUUCCUCCUCCUCCACCGCCUCCCGCCCGACCACCUCUCCCUCUCCUUCUCCCUCCACUCCUGCACCCGCUCCCCCAGCCUCCCCGUCGCAAGCCUCCUCCACUCGUUCGCCUUCAGGCUUGGCCAUGCCCGCGACGUCUACGUCCUCAAUGCUGCCGUCUCCGCCUACUUCAGGGCCACCGACGUCGCCUCCGCCGAGCGGCUCUUCUCCUACACAAAGGAUGUCGCCGACGUUGUCACCUGGACCACCAUGGUCACCGGGCAUGCCAACGCCGGCGACGUUGCGCGUGCGAGGUGGUUCUUCGACGCCAUGCCUGAGAGGAACGUGGUUUCCUGGAACGCGAUGCUGGGCGCCUACGCAUCCGCCGGGAUGCUGUCCAAGGCGCGGAAGGUGUUCGAUACAAUGCCCAGCCGGAAUGCCGCCUCGUGGAGCUCGAUGGUUACUGGGCUCGUGCAGUCCAAUCAGUGUGAGGAGGCGUUGAGGGUGUUCAGUGAAAUGGUCGGGACGGGUGUCGUGCCGAAUGAGGCUGCACUGGUGAGCGCUGUCUCAGCGUGCUCUCUGCUGCGGUCGAUAGAGCACGGCAUGUGGGUACAUGCGUAUGCCAAGCGGGAGCUGAAUGGGAUGAGCGUCAUCCUCGCGACAGCGAUUGUUGACAUGUAUGGUAAAUGUGGGGGUAUCCAUAAUGCCGUCAGGGUGUUUGCUGCAAUGCCUGUGAAAAACAUCUACUCGUGGAACUCGAUGAUUACUGGACUCGCCAUGAACGGCAGGGAAAUGCAGGCCUUGUCACUCUUCUGGAAGAUGCAGAUGGCUGGUGUUCGACCAAAUGAUAUAACCUUCAUCGGGUUGCUGGGUGCUUGUAGCCACUCAGGUCUCGUUGAUGAGGGCCGCUGGUUGUUCAACAAGAUGGUUAAUGGCUUUGGAAUCCAGCCACUCCAAGAGCACUACGGCCUAAUGGUUGAUUUACUCGGUCGGGCGGGUCAUGUUAGGGAGGCAGUGGAUUUUGUCAACAGCAUUCCGGUGGAGCCGCAUCCGGGCUUGUGGGGUGCGCUUGCUGGCGCCUGCAACAUCCAUGGUGAGGUGGAGCUUGGUGAGGAGAUUGCCAAGAAGCUCAUUGAACUGGAGCCCCGUCAUGGUAGCCGGUACAUCCUCCUGUCAAACAUAUAUGGUGCAUCAAACAGAUGGGAUGACAUGGCCACUGUGCGCAGGCUCCUUAAGGAGCGCAAGGUCCCCAAGGGCACUGGCAAUGCCAUGGUUGGUAAUGAUGGUCAGUCUAUGAAAUCCAUGCUAGGUUAGUAUUCCUGUAGACAGUGACAUGUCAGGAGCUUACUGACUGGGUGGCAUGAGGUUGAUUACCCUCCAUCCACCUUGGAGACAUCAUUGUGCUGAAACAAACCUCCGUAGGGGAGAAAUGUUUGAUUUAUGUGUUAGUAUAUGCCUGAUUUCUUAUGCUGCGCACUGAAAUCAACAUGGCGCAGAGCUGCAAAAUCCUGUCAAGAAGCCAAGAGUUCUUUGUACUCCCUCCGAUCCGCUUUAGUCUGCGCAUAACUUAUUUUGAUUUUUUCCUUAAUAGUCUGCGCGCGUUGGCAAGUUUCCGAGCAUACCCUCCUUUGACCGGAGUAAUUAGCAUUGCUUUGGCAGCUGCAACGAAAUGGCAGCCAAUGAAUCACGCCAUGCAGCGGGCCCGUACUGCAGGUCUGGGAGAGAUAAGAGGAGCCACAUGGACCGGCCAAUCCAAUGCAUGCAGUAACUGAAAAUGUCCAGCGCUUUCCAUGCAUGCACAAGGGUAAAACAGUCCAAAAAACAACCAGCUGGGCUCUUCUUGGUAUCUGGAACGCUACUUAUGCGCAGAGAAAAAAGAAUCGGAGGGAGUAUUUAAAUACUGUCCUGAAGAUGCAGAAGCUCAGAAAAUAUGCACCUAACUACGGCAUGCAUAUUUGUAAUUAAAUUCCGAUGGGAAGAGGCGGGAGCAGAAAAGCCAUCAUGAGGCUCAGGUUCAUUUAAUAAUUUCUUGCAACCUGUCCGUAUGCUUCUUUUUUUACUGUAUGCUUGAAUCAGAUGUAUGCAAACCACUCGAGUAUUGUCUUUGAUAUAUGAUGUUUAUGUUCUAUCCUGCCAUUACAUGUGUUUAUCAAA